AUGCCUCCGAGAAGGGAUGAUUCCGAAGUUGCACGACUUGUAUCCGAGCAACUCAUGGCUGCACUUCCAAACAUUGUUAGCCAAGUGGCAGCUGGCCUAAAUAAUAAUCAAAACAACAAUCAAGGAUCGGGAAAUAGAGAAUGUACGUACAUAUCCUUUAGGAGUUGUAAUCCGAAGGAAUUUCACGGUACUGAGGGAGCCGUGGGAUUAAUGACUUGGUUAGAGAGCAUGGAGUCUGUGCUCCAUAUUAGCGAAUGUGUCGAAGGGAAGAAAGUAGAGUUUGUUGCAUGUCUAUUACAUGGACGAGCAUUAACUUGGUGGAAUACCCAAGUACAAACUCGGGGCCGAGAAGCCGCCAACGGUCUUACGUGGGAAGAUUUUAAGAGGAUGAUGAAAGAAGAAUAUUGUCCAAGAAGCGAGAUCCAGAAACUGGAAGCAGAAUUAUGGAAUCAUGAAAUGAGAGGAAAUGAUAUAGACUCUUAUACUGCACGUUUUCAUGAGUUGGCAAAAAUGGUACCGCAUCUAGUGACGCAUGAAGAGAAUCGAGUUGAUAGAUAUAUUUGUGGAUUAUCUCCGGUGAUACAUGGGAAUGUUAUAGCGGCAAACCCAAAAACCCUACAAGAGGCAGUAAGUUCGGCAACCAAACUCACCAACAAUGCUACUCGUUCGGGAAUGUUUGUAAAAGAUAAGACUUAA
This is a messenger RNA of Cynara cardunculus var. scolymus (artichoke), 696 nucleotides long. RefSeq lists its product as uncharacterized. NCBI's taxonomy places the organism in Eukaryota, Viridiplantae, Streptophyta, Magnoliopsida, Asterales, Asteraceae. The coding region runs from base 1 to 696 and encodes 231 amino acids. The record is from RefSeq and is a predicted model, not a curated record. The transcript has a single exon.